AUGUGUACCUUAGAGAAGCGUGGUAGGGUGUACAUCCUGACUUUAACCGGUUCCAACGAGCACCGCUUCAAUCUCACCACUGUCCUAUCUAUUCGCUCCGCCCUCGCCCAAGUCCGCUCCGACUCCGGCGCAGGCGCCUCCCUCGUCACCGCCGCGGAAGGGAAGUUCUUCUCCAACGGCUUGGACGUCGCCUGGAUCAGCGCCUCCACUCCCGAUCUCAUCCAUCAAUAUGAGUCCGCUCUCCGAGCCAUGAUUGCUGAUCUCGUCUCCCUCCCCAUGCCUACCAUCGCCUCCAUCACCGGCCACGCCGCGGGCGGCGGCUUCAUCUUCGCCCGAGCGCACGACUACGUCGUGAUGCGCGGCGACCGGGGGUUCAUCUACAUGAACGAGCUGGACAUCGGCGAGCGGUUCCGGAAGUACGGGAUGUCGGUGCUGAGAUCGAGGAUAUCGGAUGCGAGGGUGCUGAGGGAUUUGGUGCUUAGACCGGAGAAGAUGAAGGCGGGGGAGGCGGAGAGGAAGGGGGUGAUUGAUCGAGCGGUGGAGGGAGCGGCGGAGGAGACGGUGGCGGUGGCGGUGAGGAUGGCGGAUGAGAUGGCGGCGAAGGGUUGGGAUGGUGGUGUCUAUGCUUCCAUCCGGAAAAGGGCUUUUCCCAAGAUUUUUAGGGAUUUGGGAUUGGGUGAGGACAUUGAUGAGGAUAUUUCUAGGGUUUUCACUUCCAAGCUUUGA
This is a messenger RNA of Dioscorea cayenensis subsp. rotundata (Guinea yam), 726 nucleotides long. Its product is annotated as enoyl-CoA delta isomerase 2, peroxisomal-like. Gene Ontology annotation, biological process: fatty acid beta-oxidation. Lineage: Eukaryota; Viridiplantae; Streptophyta; Magnoliopsida; Dioscoreales; Dioscoreaceae. Gene Ontology annotation, cellular component: peroxisome. Gene Ontology annotation, molecular function: delta(3)-delta(2)-enoyl-CoA isomerase activity; enoyl-CoA hydratase activity. The coding region runs from base 1 to 726 and encodes 241 amino acids. The record is from RefSeq and is a predicted model, not a curated record. The transcript has a single exon.